AAAUAAGUAGGGACUAGGGAGUCUAUUUUCAAAAAUAAAUAAACAGGGAGUCCAUCAAAGAAAAAAAUGGAAAAAAAGACUGCCAGCUCUCCCUGUCUCUCUCCAAGGCUGCAACUUUUCAACCUUUCCCUCUGUUUUUCCAUUUUGUUUUGAUUUCAUCGCUUGAGCCCUAGAUCUCAAACUAUUAAGCAUUUUCCCGGGCAUCUUAUAUAUUCUCCCAUACUUGCAUACAUGCAAAUGAUAUAUGUAUGUACGCGCACGUAGUUACACGUCUUCUUGAUCGAGUGUUCAAACGUUUGCCUUUGCGGAUCUCUUGAUGGGCUAAUUGAGCUCAGAAGUUGGCACAACAAAACACUUUUGGCUAGAACCUGAUUGGUACUGAAAACAAAAAUUUUGCAUUUUGAGGCACAGUUUUUGGGGUCUGCUAAUGCUUUAGCUCUAGAUGAAGAUAAAACAGUCAUGGCGCUUGGGCAUGAAAGAUAUGAAGAUAUUUUCUGUGCCUCGUCAGCGCUCCCACUUAAAGAAGCCAACAUGGAUCAUCAUUCUGGUUUCAUUAGUUAGCUUUUUCUUGAUUUGUGCUUAUGUCUACCCUGCAACGAAUUCUGCCACUUGUUUUUUGUUCUCUUCUCGUGGUUGCAAGAAUCGUUAUGACUGGCUUCCCCCUGAUCCUGCUAGAGAAUUAACAGAUCAAGAGAUAGCUUCUCAUGUUGUAAUUAGAGAUAUUUUGGAUGCACCUGCAGCUUCACCAAAAAGUCCAAAAAUUGCGUUUCUUUUUUUGACACCUGGUGCUUUACCAUUCGAGAAGCUCUGGGAUAAAUUCUUUCAGGGACAUGAAGGUAAGUUCACUGUUUAUGUUCAUGCAUCCAAAGAGAGGCCACUUCAUUUUAGCCGUUACUUUGUAGAUCGAGAGAUCCGUAGUGCCAAGGUAUCCUGGGGGAAAAUUUCAAUGGUUGAUGCUGAGAGGCGCCUAUUGGCCAGUGCACUCAAAGAUCCCGACAAUAUGCACUUUGUUUUACUCUCUGAUAGUUGUAUACCAUUACAUGGUUUUGAUUAUGUGUACAACUACCUGAUGGACACAAAUAUCAGUUUUGUAGACAGCUUUGUGGAUCCUGGCCCUCACGGAAAUGGCAGGUAUUCUGAACAUAUGCUACCUGAAAUUGAAAAGAAAGACUUUCGAAAGGGUGCACAGUGGUUCACCAUGAAGCGACGACAUGCUGUUGUUGUCAUGGCUGAUAAUCUAUAUUAUUCAAAGUUCCAUGAUUACUGUAAGCCAAACAUGGAUGGACUUCACUGCUAUUCCGAUGAACACUAUUUGCCAACAUUUUUUCACAUGCAUGAUCCAUCUGGAAUUGCAAAUUGGUCUGUUACCCAUGUUGAUUGGUCCGAAGGGAAGUGGCACCCAAAAUCGUACACCCGCCAGGAUAUUACUUAUGCACUCCUGAGAAACAUUACUUCCAUUACUGAGAGCGUACACGUUACAAGUGAGUCAAAGAAAGAGGUUCAGAUUAGACCAUGCUUAUGGAAUGGAAAUGAACGGCCAUGUUACUUGUUUGCAAGGAAAUUCUUGCCGGAGACUCUUGAUAACUUGUUGAGGCUUUUCCCCAAUUAUACAUCGAGUCUGAGGACUGAUGGCUUGACUGGCUUCAACACCAAUUCUUAGGUCGAUCUAAAUUCGACUCUAUUCAUGGAUCAUAAAGUAGCCCAGCCCAUUGACGGUGUUUUUAUACCGUUACUCCAUUUAUAGUGGCGUUUUUACUGCCACAUAUGAGUUGGGAGUGUUGAAUCUUGUGUCAGGGAAGGUGGAAGAGUUCCUGGCUGCCACACGUUCGCCUCCUCCGACAUUGAUUUUUUGUUUUCGAUUAUUGUUAUUAUAGUAUAGGUGUUGUGUACCAUUGAAGUUCGACCAUGGAGUUGCAAAUAUAUCUCCAACAAGGCAACAACACUAGAUUUGUUUUGAAACUAUAUGUCCAUAUCCAAGGUUACUGACAUGCUGUGAAUGACCUUUGAGUUUUGUAUUGUCAACAAUUUUACUCGUAAUUUCUUUUGUUUGUGCUCAAAGAGACAAAGUAUUACGAAGUGUUACUAUUAAUAAUGACAAAUAUUAGUUACUGUGAGA
Molecule: messenger RNA, 2116 nt
Organism: Cuscuta epithymum
Lineage: Eukaryota; Viridiplantae; Streptophyta; Magnoliopsida; Solanales; Convolvulaceae
Source: the annotation of a GenBank genome assembly